Harpegnathos saltator (Jerdon's jumping ant) is the source of this 13072-nucleotide messenger RNA. RefSeq names its product zinc finger protein 628. The transcript has 12 exons. Gene Ontology annotation, biological process: regulation of transcription by RNA polymerase II. Gene Ontology annotation, cellular component: nucleus. The record is from RefSeq and is a predicted model, not a curated record. The coding region runs from base 1636 to 3789 and encodes 717 amino acids. Lineage: Eukaryota; Metazoa; Arthropoda; Insecta; Hymenoptera; Formicidae. Gene Ontology annotation, molecular function: RNA polymerase II cis-regulatory region sequence-specific DNA binding; DNA-binding transcription activator activity, RNA polymerase II-specific.
CGUCGAAUCGCGAAAAGAGGAAAAAAGACACGUCCAGCUCCAAGGUCUCGGAUGAAAGUACGGAGGAAAUUAACGGGCAAGCGGCGGAUCCUCUUCCUGCUCACGCGCGUUCUCUCUCUCUCUCUCUCUCUCCCGCUCCCGCCGCCUCGCUUUCGGCGCCAAGGACUUUGUUCGCGAGUGCAAGGCCGUGGCACGGCGCUUACGCAACGGUCCUCCGGUACCACCGUUGCGCAAAGGAUGACGACGAUCGACCGGCCGUCGGGUCGAUCGGGGUGAGAUCGCUCGUCGCGUAGGCGUGACGGACGAACCGCGGGCACUUCGCGCGAGCGACCCUCGGCCUCGUCGGGAAAUCGUCACGAGAGUCAGUGAGGAAAGCCGCGUCGGCUGGUCUCGUCGUGUCGGCGAGUGCGGAUCGCAUUAAUGGCGCGCGGGAGAAUCGAUCGGCCGAUCGGCAGAGCGAUCGCGGCGAACGAUCGACGGUGUCUUUCACACGCAUCGCGGUAGAGCAAAAAAAUAGAGAGAGAAACGCAGAGAGAGAGAGAGAGAGAGAGAGAGAGAGAGAGAGAGAGAGAGAGAGAGAGAGAGAAGAAGAAGAGAAAGACAAAGGGUGAAACUAUGGGGUCCCGCAAACGCACGCGGAGUAAGCGCAAUCGCUAUCGCGCUCUCACACGAUGAUUUCUCCAUUUUCGAUUACACAAGAAGAACCCGCACGUCGAUCGGAGGAGAGGAGGAGGAGGUGACGGGAAAACGCUCGCUGAAAGGCGCGAAAGGCAGGCGCGCGCUCGCUCGCGCACAAUGGGAAGGCCCGGCUGGGAAAAAGAUUGGCGGAUGAGAUUGAUCGGGACAACAAUGGCGAUCGAGGAGCCGGCCCGCACGCAUUGCGCCGUGUCCGCGGGAAUCGAAUAUUACGCAUAAUAAGCAUUGAGAGCGCCCUCAACCGUCUGUGUCCAGCUAGUCAGGAGGACCAAACGCCGUCAAACUAUUCUUCUUACGGCCCCCCUCGACCGCGCACCCACCACCGGCCGAGAUCCAUUCUAGUCGUUUAUGUUACUCUUCCUUCGGAGGCGAGGCGAGGCGAGGCGAGGCGAGGCGAGGACGCCUUAUCGCGCCCGUGCGCGCGUACGCGCGCGCACACGCACAUACAUACAUAUACACGUAUACAUUAUUGUGAAAAAGUCCAGCCUCUGUGAAGUUGAUUAAUGAGAGCGAUCAUCGUCGAGCGAUCGACGAGAGAGAGAGAUAGAGAGAGAGAAAGACACCGGUGUCGUGUCGCGGUGUGCACGUGCGCGUAUCCGCGGGUCGCGUAUGUCCAAGGGUCGACGGCGACGACGACGACGACGACGACGACGACGACGACGACGACGACGACGACGACGACGAGCACCUUCUUCGUAGCCCUCUCAUACGACGUCAUACGAUCGGUGACAGAGACCGACGGGCGCGGCGAACUGACAGACAUUCGCGCUUGGGUCUCGAAUCGGAGCGCGCGACUUUAUAAAUUCCGCAUAUCGAGUGGUCGAAGGGCGCGCGAGCGCUCGCGAUCAUGCCACCAGUGUCGGGGCCUUUCGUGUCGUCGUCGCGCGCAGAGGGCGGGUGGGACUCUUCAGGUUGCGUGCUCGAGAUUCUUCUCUGAAGAUGUAUGGCACCAAUGAAAGCCACGGGCCGAACCACGGGCCUUGGACACCGCCUCCCGCGCCCCAACCGCUCCCGCCGCAAGCCCAGCAUCAAAACCAUCCCCGACCUCACCCCCACAACCAUCCGAGCCACCCGCCGUACGUACCGCCGGCGUAUCAGCAUCCUCAUCACCACUUGCCACCCCAGUUCUUCUCGCAGAUCUUCAUGCACAAGAGCGCGAUGCAGAUGCACGCGAGGGAGCUGGGCGCGGGUGCACUGACGGCGAGGCCCGGCGGCGGCGUCGCAGGCGGCCUGGCCGGCCUAGGCGUCGGUGUCGGCGUCGGCGUCGGACCGGGUGGCAUGAUCGCCAGCAACGAGGUCAAGCCGCACCAGUGCCAGCAGUGCCUCAAGUCGUUCUCCAGCAACCACCAGCUCGUGCAGCACAUCAGGGUCCACACCGGCGAGAAGCCGUACAAGUGCAGCUACUGCGACCGCAGGUUCAAGCAGCUCAGCCACGUGCAGCAGCACACAAGACUGCAUACGGGUGAACGACCGUACAAGUGCCAUUUACCGGACUGCGGGCGGGCCUUCAUCCAACUGUCGAAUUUGCAGCAGCACCUGAGGAAUCACGACGCUCAGGUGGAGCGGGCGAAGAACCGGCCGUUCCACUGCAACAUCUGCGGCAAGGGCUUCGCCACGGAGUCCAGCCUCCGUACUCACACGUCGAAGGUCAGUCAUUGUUCGAAGUACCCAUGGCAACGAUUAAAGGAGUUGCAACAGCGUGUUGUGUUCCAGCAACACGCCGCCCUGAUCGGCGGCCCGAACGCAACCAGCUGUCCAGUAUGCCACAAGCUCUUCCUCGGCGGCGAGGCGCUGAUGGAGCACAUGAAGCACACCCACAAGGACCCGAACGCCUCCGGAGUUGCCAUUCCCUCCGCUGACUGCACAACCUCCGUUGCCGGGGUUUACCUAGCGAAGCGACGGACCGCCAACCAUCCGUGCCCAGUGUGCGGGAAGCACUACGUCAACGAGGGUAGCCUUAGGAAGCAUCUGGCCUGCCAUCCUGAGACCAGUCAACUUAGCACGAGCCUCAGGAUGUGGCCGUGCUCGGUGUGCCAAGCCGUCUUCACUCACGAGAGCGGUCUCCUGAGCCACAUGGAGCACAUGAGGAUGGACCCGAAGCAUCAGUUCGCGGCGCAGUACGUGCUGAGUCGCGCGGCCGCCGAGAGGCGGGAAAGGGAGAUCCUCGCGAGUUCGAGUUUAGGAGCGGGUUUGGGAGUGUUGGGAAGUCAGUCCGGAGGACCGCAAAAUUUGCAACAACCGCCUAUGUGCCCGUCACCGUCUGCCCAUUCGGACAGCAGCAGCGGCAACGGAAGACUCUCGUCGGCCGGUAGUGAACCUGAUUUUUGCGCAGGCACCGGUCUACUGAACAACAACAACAACAACAACAACAACAACAUGGCGUCGCCGGGACCGAGCGGCAACAAGCUGAGCGAGAUGCUGCGGGCGGGAAGUCAACCGGGCUCGGCGCAGCAGUACCACGACGAGAUGCAGUCGCAGCAGCAGCGCAUGGCUGUCAUGGCCGCGGCCGUGUCGGCAGAAAAUUCCGUGUCGCCCAAGUCUUUCGCCCUUCCGCCGUCUUCGCCAGGCGAGAUGUCAAAAGCGAUGUUUCUGUUAGGACUACAAAAUUCUGUGUCACCUAAUCUUUCGCCGGUCGACAUGGCGUCGCUCGCGGCGGCCAUGAGGAUGGGCAAUAACGGUGACAUGAGCGGCGGUACUCAAGGCUCGACGGGACCCCAACAGCAGGGAGUGCAAGCGAGCGGACCGGAGCAGGCUCUGAGGAUGCACCAGGCGGAGGCUCUGCUCCGUUCCCAGGCCGAAGCCGCCCUUAGACUCGCGGUGUCUCAAGCGGCGGCAGCCGCGGCGAGUUCCGCGGUGGGCGGCGACGUGAGGCAUCAUUUGGGACAGCACAACGGAGGUAGCACCUCCGGCAUGCCGGGGCACCAUACGAAUCAACAAAUGUCCCAACAGGACACCCUAUCGCCGGAUCUCGGAGAAGCGCUACGGCUGCAGGAGCAGCGAUUAGAGCAGGCCCUGAGGCUGCACGGUGACCCGCGCGCCCUGAGCUUCACUCUCCAGCACGUCGUCAACCAGCAGAGUAAUCAGCAACCAUGAAAGUUCAGUUACUACUGAGACGAGUGGACCCCUUGGGCGCCGGAUCAGACGAGUCUGCCGAGCGAGCGCAUGAACCAGCAGUCGUCGCAAUCGUCGACGGAGCGCUCGCCCCCGUUGCACGACCAGCAACAGCCGCAGCAACAGCAGGGCCCGUCUUCCAUCGGUCACCAGCAGCCGCAGCAACAGCCGCAGCAGCCUGAGGACCGUGGCGUCAAGAGGAAAGCCGACGAGAUGAUCGGUAAUUCCGAAAACGCGUAAGAGCGAUCACGCGCACACGGCCGAUCGACGACGAGACGCGACUCGUCGCGUCAUCGUCGUCGUCGUCGUCGCCAGCCCGUGACUCGCCCGAGCGCCCAAGUGCGGUCACCAGAAUUUCGCUCAUCGUCUCAGCAGUAAGAAAACGAAAACAAGAAACACACAGUCGACGAGACUAAACGGACAGACUUCGAGAGUAGGAGAGUGUGGUACUUCGGUGUCUUCCCGCGCGGACAGAACCGACAUGUCGCCGGACCGGCAGGAUCCGGGAGAGCGAGCGGCAGAGAGUGAGAGAAACCCCGGCUCUCGCGGUCGGUCGAUCUCCACCCUCCUCCCUCCGCCCCCCCGGCCGCGUCCUGGCGCUCCGACGAAGGGGGAGUGAGAAUACGCACGUGUAUAGCAAAACCGUUGCACGGCGCGAGGCGGUAGGAUCUCGCGCAGUGGCGGCGCUCGUCUCUCUGGCGACGAGUCUCAUCCGAGACUCCGCGUACUUGUUCCUACUACACCGGUCCUGAAUCAAGGAUCUGCCGAACGAACCACCUUCCCUCGUGGUGGCGGUCGCGGCGUGUAGUCGACGACGCUCUCGCAUCAGACGACGCGCAGACGCGAGAGGAAGAGGCAUAGUCGCGGUGGAAGAGCGUUUCCCGGCUCUGUCCGCGGUCGCCGAGAGCGACGAGUCAAGAGAGAGAGAGAGAGAGAGAGAGAAAGAGCGAGAGCGGCGUUGACCGCGCCGAGAGGAGACGAAAGACUCCUUUCAACGCGAGUGCCUCUUACCGGAGUGUUUCGUCAGAGGAUUCUCAGGACACGUCGCCACUGUCGUGCCCGCCGCCUCGACUCCCGAAACGUGCCAUAAUACUAACGAGAAGCUGCUAAAAAGAACCCACUAAGUCAUCCUGGGGGGGGUGUCGAGUCCCCUUCGGGGGAGGUCGCCUCCCCCGGGGUGCGCCAAGGUACUAUGAUAGUACAAGAGCCCAUGACGCGGCGACGCGACGGUGGCCGAGGGUCCAACGGGCGAUCCUCGACCGUCCCGUUUGCCGCGGGCUUAAAAAAUCUAAACUAUAUAUAAAUAUAUACAUACAUAGAUACAUCUCUAUCUUACCGGACCGCAACUUAAGGUUCCACUCCCCCAACCCCCCGCCCUCCUCAUCCCCCGAGAAGAGCCCUAACCUUGAGACUUCUGUAAAUGCUUGGAAGCGUAUCGCACAUCAACGCGCAGCCACGUCACGCAGGCUCACACGUGGUGCGUCGCGCGGUCGCGGCGAACGAGCCACACACCGGUGAGGACGGUGAUGUGGUGUGAAUCGUGUCGCCGCGUGUACGGUUGUUAAUUAUAUACGUACUGAAAUCCCCUUCCCCGGUGUGUGUGUGUGUGUGUGUGUGUGUGUAUGUGAGACAGACGGACGCAACGUACGGACGUGUUCUCACCUGCGAUCAACGUUUUCGCGCGAUGACAAAGGCGACGUUGACUGAUUUCGCGAGAAACGAACGCCGGACGUGUGACGUCGGAACAGAUACGUACGCACACAUGUAUACACACACACACACAUACACACAUACACACGUAUACACACACACACACACACAUACGCGUAAACAUACGUACACGCAAUCACAACCGAGUAUACAUACGUACACGAAGAGAGUAAACACAUACAUGUACAAUAAAAUACACACAUAUUGCAAGGACUCAUCAGCAGCACACUUUAAAGUGAAGAUAAAAAGCGCGCAACUUGUGCUCGUCGGUAGCACGAAAACUAUUAGCUCAUAAGCGAACAAACAAAAAAUAGUUAUUACAAACAGUUAUAUUAUAUAUAUUAUAUAUACAUACAGAGUAUGAAGAGUAUGACAGAGACAAAAAAAAGAACGGGCGAAACCUAUUCACACUUACACGUUUACAACUGAAGAGAGAGAAAAUGUGGUAAGCGUGAGAGAGCUAGCAUUUUUCGUGAGCAAGCACGCGACGAAGAUGAAGAGAGAAAUAAGAAAACUAAAUGCUAAAUAUAUUAUAUAUAUAUAUUAUAUAUAAAUAUUAUAAAUAAUGAAUAUAGGGUCUAUGAGACUAGGAUAGUUAGGCGAAAGGGAAAUACGAGCGAAUGCGGAGCGCGCCCUCGUAAGUUUUACCCGAUCCCAAGCAUAGUCGACGAGAGAAUGGGGUCAACGCCUGAGCGGAACGAACCAAACGAGGAACGUGUGUGUGAGAAAGCGAGGGAGAGAAAGAGACACCGAGAGAACGGGAGAAAGUGCGUGAGAGAGGGAGAGAACGAAACGAAUACGUGGACGAUUUUGCGAAUGCACGACCUUGGGAUCGGCGUAGGUGCGCGGGCGCGCCGUCGAGCGAAUGGGCAAGACUGAAUGAAUGUGAAUGCUUCGUGAGCAUCAAGGAAGAGCGAAUGCGAGACGAGAGUGAGACUUAGAGUGGCGUGCUUCAGGUAAUCUGAGGUCCUGUGAUCGUUAUAAGCGAAAUAUUUUUUUAUUUCCGGGUAAUAUAAUCUGAACGCGUAAAACUCUUGCGUCGUUUUGAACUUUUACUUGCAAUAUACCGUUACGUUCUCGCAAUACUUAGGAUGAAGAAGAAUAAGAAGAAGACGAAUAGGAAUAAAGAAGGUGGAUGGACAAAACAAAAAAAAAAAGAGAAAUAAAACGAAACAAUACGAAGAUGAGGAUGACGAGGGAGAGGAAGAAUAUGAAGAAAGUCCGUAGGUUUGAUCGUGGAGCGAACUUUUAGAGACUCGAGCCAGCCCCUUGCCCUCCUAAAAGAGACAAAAAAGAGACGCACCCCCUUUCGUGACGCCCCAUCACAAUCCGAACUAUCCUCGGCCGGAUCGUCCCCUUUUACCUUCCCCCCGAACCUCUCCGCAUCUUUGACAAAACUUAUGGAUCGUCCGUACUUUCGAUGGGGUUAUCUUUCGAUGAGACCAGACGCGAUGAAACGAGACGCUGACCGGAGAGAAACCUAACCUUUCUUUUGGACUCGUUUGACUCGAAAUCACAUCGGUGAACGAAAACGCGGAUCCCCCUCCCCCCCUCCCCCUAAAGGGAAGUCAAAUCGACGGAGACAGAGAGGCGGUUCACAAAAAGAAGAAAAAACGAAAGAAACGAAAAAAGAGAUGUUCCGGAAAAGAAAGGCCAAAAGUAAUAAUGCAUCGGAAGAUCGAUUCGAUUCAUUCGUCUACGACACGAUUCGAUUUCUUCGUUUCUUCGACCGGAAAUCGCGGACUGUUUAGAGUGCGGAAUUGAAUGGUAGCGUGCCGAAUUUGUUCACACACCUCUGGACGUUAAUAUCGACCGCGUUACUGUUGUUGUUGUUGGUGUUGUUGUUUCCUUUCGGAGACUUUCCUCGAGACGAGACUUUUCGUUCCUGACCGGCUCGUUUUUGAGAUACUCCGGCCACCCUUCGAUCCUUACUUUCCACCCCCCGAGCCACCCUUUCAUACCAUCACCUUAUUUCCGCACAAUCGAGACUUUGCAAAAUUUCGUCACACUCGUGAAAUACGAGACACACCUACGAAAUACGAUCGAUAAAAUUUUUUCUCUCGCUACGUUUCGGUAAUCGUGUCUUCCGGACGAAAUGAACUCUGGAAAAAAGAAAUUAUCGCAAAAGAGAAAGAACACACGAAUUGUCUAUUCCCUUUCGCGAUAUGACCACCCCUUCCCUCUUUCACGGCCCUUUGUUCGCCAAUUACGAAAGUAACCUAACGUCGUCAUCUUCGUUGAACGUAAAAGACACGCGCCAAGAAGCCGCCGGGUAGCCAGGCUUUUUGACCAUCUGGGACGAGAGAAGAGAAAAGAUCGCUAAAGGAUUCAUCGUCAAAGCUACAUUUAACGGUCGCACUCGCCUCGCGAUCGGAACUCGACGGAUCCGUCCCCGGUAAAUUUUCUUGCGAAAGCGGUUCUCUCAAGAGAAGAAAAACAAAGGAGACGAGAAACAAGAGUCUAACGAGCGAGUGUCUCAAAUCAGAAUCGGUCGUUCGCGAAAUCAAAUUGAAAAAAUUCGACUCGAGUCGGAGAGAACCCUACGAUCUUCUCGGCAUAUUUGCCUUCCGUUCGCGGAGGAAAGACAUCGCGCGCGCGCGCGCGCGCGCGGGGACCGCCUCGAGUUCCGGGGAUCGUGAUCGCGGGUCGAUUCAUUGAUCGUUCUUAUUAAAGAAGUUUUUGCGUUACAGGGCGUUUUUUCCUCGGAUUAAGUAGUAUGUAAAUACACCUUGAUAUCACAAGCAUAAACUGAGAAUUUACUGGUAAACUUAAACGAACGUACAUAAUGCGAAAUAGGGUUAGUUUCUAUGUAAAUACCUAAAGCUGGGCGAGUGCAUACACCUCGUUCACGCAACCAACGAUAAUCGUUUCUUAUCGAACCAGAGCUUCUGUUCGUUGUCGGUGCAUGCCUGACGAUCGGCGAUCGCUUCCGCCCCCCGACCUCGUUCUCCGCCCUCGCCAGAGGGCCGGAUUUCACAGCCCGACGAGGGAGGGGUCGCGCAGGAGCGUUCAUCGUCUCUCGGACAUGACCGAUCGGGAAAUUCUUUUUUUUUUCUCGACACCGAUACUCCGACACACUGAUACACACUUAUACGCAGACACACUCAUCACAACACACACGGCAUUGCGAUGGAUUGUACAGCUACGAUAGGAACACACGCAAUACCUAAACGCAAUCUUGGCACACUCGUACCAAUCGGCGCCCGCAACACCGUUCGGGAUCGACUUGUUUCUCGCGAGAUUUCUUCUCACAAGAUAAUCGCGUUUUCCUUUUCGGAGAAUAAAAACGAGGCAAAGAGAAAUCGCUAGAGCGCAUACGCGUCGCGGGUAAAUUAACGUGACGUGAAUUUCGAGCGCUUCUCUGCGAAAAGUGCGAACGUGCUGCACGAAAUUGAGAGUGAAAGUGACAGAGCGUGAGAGAGAGAGAGAGAGAGAGAGAAAGAGAGAGAUAUAGAGAGAGAGAGAGACAGUGAGAGAGUCAGUCAAUAACAGUGAGUCCGGGAAUGAAUGUCGGAGCGAAUGAGAGAAGAGCUUAGUUAGGCGAAGCUAUUAGCACGUGUCGCACGAAUGAAACGCGAAUUAACGAAAAAAUUCACGUUGGCGAAGAGAUAGAGCAGAGUCGAGUAGGAAUUUUUCAAAAGGUGCAACUUCAUUUCACGGUCCCUGUGAUACAACAGCAGCGUCGAGAGGUACCGAGAACGGUGCACGAGAACGGGUAGUAAGAGCGCGAAAGAGCGAAAAAGAAACACGGAAAGGAUGGAAAGAGAGACGAACAUCAGCGUUACUAUUUAUCACCAUCUCACUAUCACUAUCACAAAAAAAUUUUUAAUAAAAACAACAACAACAAUACAAAACACCACCACCACUACUACCACGUCGAGAUCCUUCAUGAUGAUCGCGGUCAUGAAACGAUUGACAGACGACUGUUUUCGACCGGUGCAUCCUGCCGUGCGCCGAGGGUUGCUUUUCUAAACGAGUAAACCUGCGUAAUGGCCGCGAUCGGCGGGUCGGGUCCCUCGGGACCCGCGCACCCUCCGAUCGCGAUUUAAAGACACACAUCCCCGCGCGAAAAGGAAGAAUUCCCGAGGCGCCGGCCCGUGCCCCGCGAACGUGUACCAUAAUUUUAAAUUUAAACGAAAGGUAACGAAACAAAAAAAAAACACACAAGCGCGUUAAACAAUAGAUCUAGUAGUGUAUGUUCUGUAAUCAACUGAGAAGUAAGCGAGGAUAAAGAUAAAGAAAAAAUAAUAAAAAAAUGCGGGUCGCACCGCGGAAAAAGCACAAAAAAAAUAAUUUACAAAUAUAUUGAUUUACAUAUGCCCGUAACUCGUAAGGGGGCCGGUGGCGCAAUCGCGUCCGCCCGCGUGAGAUUUUCGGGCCUUUACGACUACACAAUGAGAGAGGAAACGGCGGGACGAGCGCGAGUAAACAAACGCAGGACGCACUAACACGGCGUCCGCGAGCCGCGGUGCAAUGAAGCGACUCGCGGCCGAAAGCGGAAGCGCGGAGGAACGCGCGAAACACAGCGUGGAAACACAGCGUGAGGUGAUCCGCAGAGAGAGAUCCGCGCGAGCGUCUGGGUCGUCCGUAUUCGUCGCGCAACAAAGGAAGAGAGAGAGAGAGAGAGAGAGGCAGCGUGCCGCGCAAACACAAGCACGAGGAUGAAGACGAUGAAGAAGAGAUGAUAAAGAAGAAGCAGCGACGAAGACAGACACACAGAGAGAGAGAGAGAGAGAGAGAGAGAGAGAGACACACAGAGACCGCGGAGAGGUUGAGAAACGCGCCUAAUAACGGGAGAGUCCAUAGAGAGGAGCCCCGAGAGAGGCGUCACGGACGACCCGGAGACACUCCAGCGCCCGGCCGUUAGCCCACUCGUGGAGGAGCGCGACUAAGAAGAGACUUAGUCGAGGAGAGGCCCAGGAAACGAUGGGACGAUACGCGAGUAUACGUAUAUAUACGCGACACGGCAUGUAUAUACACGAUAUAUGUCCGCGGAAAAUCCACGGCGCGACGUCGCCUGCAAAAUCGGCCCUACCCAUAAUCUUAAUCUCUUUCAUGUAAAUUUGCUAAAUGUUUAAAUAAUCUAAAAAGUGCCAUAGCCCGGAUGCGCUGGUGCAUACUCCCAGCGCAUACACACUCACAAAUACGACUCGACCCUCACGAAUCAAACGUAAAAUCCGCGGAGCCGCGCGCGCGCGAUGAAAAGAGCGCGCGCGACCGCGGUAGAAUUGGUAUUCUCGCCAAGGAGCAAACACAGUGCAAACAACAGUGACAGAAACCCACAGAACAGUCGCGCACACUAAUUACAAGACAACAAGACACCCCACAGAUGACGGAUGGCCGCGCGCACCCCGCCGUGGCGUGCGACACGUCAAGCUCUCGCGCCACCGGAGUGUGUCGCGUCCACGCGACGACGAGACACAAUGAACAAGUCGAAGUUAGCCCUGGUUCACGAGCGUGCAACCCCGCGCGCUCAAACACUUCUCAAUACACGAGCACGCGUGCGUGCGUGCUCACACGUAUAUACACAAGACUACACGAUCGCACACGAGAACAUAAUUUACACUCUUGAGCACACUAAGAAGCACACUUGUCUACACUCAAUUACACACGCUACGGAUAUGUAAAGCCAAUUGAUUUUGUAAAUUGUCCAAAAAAGGAUUUUUCAAAAGCAACGAUUCGGCCCCGUAACAAUGUAUAUUUUCGCGCGCGUCGCGCAGACGACGCCGAUUCGCUCGGGCGAAGUCCUCCGUGGCCUGGGAACAGGUCGUGGGAACAGGACGCUCACCCCCCCCGGGCGAAGACGCGUCGUCUCGGGCGUCGUUGAAAAGAGAAACAAAAAGAAAAGUAUGAGGAACAAUACGUUGAUCGAUUUCACGGUAAUUUGAGAAAAAAAAACAAAGAGAGAGAGAGAGAGAGAGAGAGAGAGAGAGAGAAAGUGAGAAAGAGAGAAGAAAUUCGAGAAUGACACGAGGAAACAAAAGUAUCGGGAUGAAAGCACACGCGUUUGUGCUCAUAAUGUUACGUAAAUAUGAACGCAAACAAAAUUUCGCGGCCUUUGGCAUACGUUUGGAUGCAGAACCGAUGAUGAAUAUAGUGCGCGUGCGCGCCCGCGUGCGGAAACGCGCGCGGGGGCGUGCGCCCGAAACGCGUCCCGGACUUGACACGAGAGUACCCGGAAGUGACGUGUGGGCGGCCUCUUCGUCGGGGUACGUCCUGACGAUGGACAGGUGGCGAGGUGCCAGAUACUCUCGUCGGCGAGAGAGUGCGAGAGAGCGCGAGAAGAGAAGAGUGAGAAAUAGGGAGAGAGAGAGAGAGGGAAGGAGAAGAAGCGGAGUACGAGAGAUGUGAGGUUUAAAACCCUUGGAGAGAGGGAAAAGGAAGAGGAGAUGAGAGCGAGAGCGAGAGCGAGAGCGAGAGCGAGAGUGAAAGAGAGAGAGAGAGAGAGAGAGAGAGAGAGAGAGAGAGAGAGAGAGAGAGAGGGAGAGGAAAGAAGGCACCUGAGGCCACCCGGGAGACCCCUGUUCCACAAGAUGCAAUCACGAAAGGUGUAACGAUGACCAAGAAGAAACACACACAACCAAGAGGAAUGUGGCAGCGGCAAUUGCAUAAGGGCCGUUGUUCGAGUGCGGCUUUACAAGCAAAAACCGUUGGUUUGUUUUCGAUCGGGUUUUAAUUUUUUAAUGAAAUAAUCUCACGACGAAUAUAUAUCGCGUACGAUCGAGCGCGCGCGCGCCUACCCGCCGCGCCGGCGCCGGCUCUCUGUAGACGGCGGCGGCGGCAACGGUGAAAAAAGUUGCAGCGCAGCGGAUCGAUGUGAUUGCGCGGCAAUCGGGGGCAACACACGUACGACGUACGUGCAUAUUAUUCGUGGCAGUGUGUAUCGUAAGUGCGCAGCAUAUGAUAAAACCGACAGUCUAGCAGUGCGAGCGCCUCGGCGGCAUUCGCGUUUUCACGCGGUGACCCUGACCGAGCCUCCGUGAUUAAAAACCGGAAUAAGUUGUUUCAAUGUCCACUAUAUAAAAUGAAGAGCCAUAGUUGUUAAGGCGGUGGGUUCCGGCGUUCGGCGUCCUCGGCGCACACGCGUUCGUCCUUGGCCCGAGAGGAACUUCGAGAGAGAGAACGGCGGCGAGUCACGGGGUAAAACACACGCGAGAGACGGAGACUUCAACGACCGCGAGAGCUAACGUCCGGCAUGCUUGACCAAAUUACGAGAAGUUCCUGGCAGAUCGAAACACGAUCGAGGGUAGCCGAGACGAUCCGAUAACCGGAAUUGGCCAAUCUAAACGUCUACACUCGGGGAAACCAAAUUUUGCGCUUCGCACACUCCGCAUUCUCGUCGCAUUCUCUCGCGACGAGUCGAACUCGCGAUUCUACGAUCGCUCUCUCUCGUUCUCGACGAGACGAGCGAUCUCGGACGAUCACGCGUUCAGCGUCCAGCAAGGGGGUGCGAUCGAGGCGCGGAGCUUAAUCUCGGCUAUCGGGCGGGUAGGUGAAAGAGACGAGAGACGAGAGAACCACCAUGAGAACGGGAAAACAUCGGAUAUCGAGAUAA